Planococcus citri (citrus mealybug) is the source of this 1682-nucleotide messenger RNA. RefSeq names its product sialin-like. Gene Ontology annotation, molecular function: transmembrane transporter activity. The transcript has 10 exons. Lineage: Eukaryota; Metazoa; Arthropoda; Insecta; Hemiptera; Pseudococcidae. Bases 105 to 1607 code for a protein of 500 amino acids. The record is from RefSeq and is a predicted model, not a curated record. Gene Ontology annotation, cellular component: membrane. Gene Ontology annotation, biological process: transmembrane transport; monoatomic anion transport.
AAUAAAAAUCUCACAACUGAGAACUUAAUACCAUUACAUUAUUCCGAAAUAAGCACAAUUUAACAAACCGGCAAAUUGUCAACUUGUAAUUCCAAUAAUUGAAAAUGGAUUCGUGUGAUGCCAGAACAAAAAAUGAUGCACCCAAUACAACCUAUUCGUAUACCGGUACCUCGGGCACCAACAAUAAUGAAACACAGAAAUCUUCAGAAACUGAGAAAUUGCCUCUGUUGUUUUCAAAAAGGUUAGCAAUUGUUAUACUACUUUUUGUGGGAAAUAUUACUGCAGUUCUUAUAAAAUAUAACGUGAAUGUUGCUGUGAUCGAUAUGGCCUUCCAGAAGCGAGUCAAACUUGGGAAUGUGACAGUAAUACAACAACCAGAAUUUCCAUGGAAUUCCAAAACAAUUGGAACAGUGAUAAGCCUAACUGCAUAUGGAGCCCUAUUAGUAUUCAUGAGCGGAUUUGUGAUAUCCAAACUCGGUGCAUCAUUAAGCUGUGUUUUAUCUCUGAUGAUGUGUGGUAUCACGACUUUAUUGUACUCGAUCACUUUACACUACAACUUCUAUUCGUUUGUGGCGUGUCGUUUGCUAACAGGCAUAUUCCUGGGCUUCUAUACUCCAUUUUUUCUGGAAAUAUUUUCUCGCUGGGUACCGCAAUGUGAAAGAGUAAGUCUGAUGGCAUUCACUUACAACGGGUUUUUCGUAGGAUUAACGCUCGUUCAUCCUUUUUGUGGGUUUGUAGCUUUCAAGUGGGGAUGGCCCAUGAUAUUUUAUACCACAGGUUCCAUAAGUUUGAUAAUGGCGUUCAUUUUUCUGACCUUGUUGAAAAAUAGUCCAUCCGAAGACAAGUCUAUUUCCAAAAAAGAACUUUUAUACAUACUCGACGGAUUAGAAACAAAAAACUUUACACUGGAGAUUGUUCAUCCAUACAGAAAAGUUGCAACAUCUUCACCAAUUUGGGCACUAUGCAUUGCACUUUUUGUUCACAUGAGUGGCAUAUGCUUUUUGGCGGAUUGUCUCCCUUUGUAUAUCAAAGAUAUCACUGGAAAGAAUGUCGAAGACGUGGGGUUCAUCACAGCUAUUCCUAACAUAGUCAACAUGUUCAUGCUCCUGUUCACUGGUUUCUUGGUCCAAUAUUGGAAAAAUAACAGCAAUAUUCCACCAACUCGGAUGAGUAAAAUAAUAAUGGCCUCCGGAUUCACUAUCGAAAUGUUUUUGUUUUUGGCUCUUACAAUGGUUUCAGAUUUCAUCGCAAUAAUGUUGAUUCUCGUUGCUAUGCGUUUCAUUACGCCACUUAUCAGUUUAAAUACACAAUUGAUCAUGAUCAAUAUAGCUCCAGGUCAUACAGGGAUGAUCGCAGGCAUUGCUGAAUUCUGUUCUCAACUAGCCACUGUACUGACUCAAACUAUUAUUGGUUUCUUGACUGUAAACCGAAGUAUGGAUGAAUGGAAUCGAUGUUUUAUUCUAAUAGCUGGAAUUUGUGCCUUCUCUACUGUUAUAUUUACUUUAUUCGGAUCCAGUGAAGCUCAAGAAUGGGCUUUAGCACCAUCAUCCGAUCACAAAGAUGAUCGUAAUUCUCCCACCUCAUGCAUAAAAACAACCACGAAGUGAUAUUCUGAAGAAAGUGGAGCUCACAAAAUGGAAAUUGGAAACCUGUAGUUCGUUCAAGCAUUACUUUCAUGAUUU